This is a messenger RNA of Menidia menidia (Atlantic silverside), 921 nucleotides long. The record is from the annotation of a GenBank genome assembly. NCBI's taxonomy places the organism in Eukaryota, Metazoa, Chordata, Actinopteri, Atheriniformes, Atherinopsidae.
AUGCUGUGUCCUCCCUUCUGCUGUGGAGGUGCAGAGCUCCACUCUGAGCUCUUUAACCUCUCUGCUCUGUGUUGUUUCCUCUCUGCAGGACAGAGAAUCAACAUCAAAGCUGAAGCUGGACAGAACGUCACUCUGCCAUGUGGAGCUGGAAAGGAGAAAAUCCGAAUUUCAUUACUGGAGUGGACCAGACCUGGUCUAGAAAAGAAGGAAAAAAUUCGUGUUUUCACAUCCAGAAAUGGUCACCCUGAUCCAGACCUCCAGCAUCCAUCCUUCAGGAACCGGGUGUAUCUGCAGGACGGACAGAUGAAGGAUGGAGACGCGUCUCUGAAUCUGAACGACUUGAAGAUAAAUGAUACAGCAACAUAUGAGUGUAGAGUCAUUCAGAGAGAAGAAAAGACGGGGGAGAGAUCUGUUCAUCAAACCUCCAUCCAUCUGGAAGUUUCUCUUCCUCGUCCAGGGACCGAGGAGAGAGGAGGCAAGGAGGGAGGAGGCAAGGAGGGAGGAGGCAAGGAGGGAGGAGGCAAGGAGAGAGAAGGCAAGGAGGGAGGAGGCAAGGAGGGAGGAGGCAAGGAGAGAGGAGGAUUUCUGGGUCUGACCCUCGGCCUCCUAGUUUUGGUCCUCUUUGUUGUUGUUGUUGUUGUUGCUGUGAUCUAUAAAGAAAAACCGUCCUGGUUUAAGUUGUGUUCCUGUCAGCCUCCAGCAGAACCAAAACCAGAUGAGACUGAAAUCUCAACAUCUGGGACUCAGACAGCCGCCAGCAGCCCUGAAAUCCAGCUCAUCCUGAAUGAGACCUUCAGGUCUGAGAAGUCGAAUCAAGGAGGGAGGAGGCAAGGACACAAGGAUGGAGGACCUGCAGGUCGGGGACUUCCUGGUCUGGUUCUGGGUCUGGCUCCAAGAAGGGAGGAGGAUCUCUGGGUCUGA